This is a messenger RNA of Scedosporium apiospermum, 888 nucleotides long. RefSeq lists its product as uncharacterized. Gene Ontology annotation, molecular function: small GTPase binding. The record is from RefSeq and is a predicted model, not a curated record. Gene Ontology annotation, cellular component: Golgi apparatus; membrane. Gene Ontology annotation, biological process: vesicle-mediated transport. Bases 1 to 888 code for a protein of 295 amino acids. The transcript has 4 exons. NCBI's taxonomy places the organism in Eukaryota, Fungi, Ascomycota, Sordariomycetes, Microascales, Microascaceae.
AUGAGCAGGGCGUCGUGCACAGACGAGGCGACUAUCAUGGCAAGUUCAGGAUAUGAUGUUGUGGUAGAUGUGGAUGAUGAGGGCGACCUUGGCCGCACCGAUCUUCAAGAUGACCUUGAAUUUCAUACCUCCACAUUCGCCGAGACAUCCACUGCGGGACGAAAGGGCAGGUCCUCGCCUGGUUUGCUACCACCUCCUGCUACCGCGUCGUCAACCGGGGGCAAGCGCAUGCUGUGGACUAUAGGAUUUUAUCAACAAUUCUUUGAUGUGGACACGACUGCAGUGCUCUCAAGAUGCUGGGCCUCGCUCUUUCCUCGGGCAAACUUCCUGGAUGUUCUAGAAGGAAACCCGGACCUCUACGGACCGUUUUGGAUUGCAACGACAGUAGUAUUGAUUCUGUUCUUGGGAGGGACGAUUGGCGACUACAUGUCUACCGAGAAGGGCACCCCGUUUGCCUACAAUUUCAGGCUGCUGAGUGGCGCUGCUGGACUGAUCUACGGCUAUACCCUCUUCGUUCCUAUCGGUCUCUUCCUCAUUCUCCGCUAUUUUGGAUCCGAGGCCGCCAAUCUUCUAGAAUGUUGGGCCCUCUACGGCUAUGCAAAUCUAAUAUGGGUGCCUGUUGCGCUCAUAAGCUGGUCCCCAAUCGACAUCCUGAAUUGGACCUUUGUUGCGAUUGGCUUUGGGAUGAGCACAACCUUCCUCCUUCGUAACCUCUAUCCCGUACUCAGCGCAACGGACCGGCAGAUUAGCAAGGGCUUGCUAAUUGUUGUCGUGGCCCUCCACUUCGGCUUGGCCCUCACCGUCAAGUUUCUGUUCUUUGCGCACAAGAGUCCGCUGCAUCCAGAUAAUCCGACUCCGAUUGGUGGCGGGGGUGAGGGAGACUCUUAA